GGGAAGCCGCCGCGUGCGCUGCGCCCCGGACACGUGGAGGGCGGGCGACGCCGCGCGCUGCAUGGCUGCAUCUCCAGCCGGGGACAGGGGAAUCCCUCGCUGACCCCCUCUCCCCCGAGCAAACUUCCCAUCUCGUCUCUCCUCUCGCGGCGGCGGCGGCGGGCGCCGGACGUGAGGUACCUACUUCAUCUCUCACCGUGAGCCUGCGCCAUCUCUCUCCUGGGACAGUAGGACGGCGGCCGCUUGAGGGAGUGCGGGGACGGUGGACUGAGGGGGCGCGGCCGUCGGUGGGGUGACUUCGACGGCAAGCCGGAGCGGUUCCUGCGGCGGUGCCACCAGUCCCUUACCCCUUACUGAUCCCAUCGUGGUCACAGUGCGCUCCCAGGAACUGUGUGCCAGGUUCUUCCUCGGGAUCAGUGCACGUGGGAUGAACCAAUGACAUCGAAUGGAUCCUCUAGCUUCCAGGGGUUCUACAGGAACCUCCACACCCCGGCGGUGCUCAUCGGAGCCGGGUUCGUGCUCGUCGCGCUGCUCAUCUCGCUCUGGCUCAUACUGCAGCACCUUAGAUCCUACAGAAACCCUUCGGAGCAGAAAUGGAUCAUAGCUGUCUUGUUUAUGGUGCCUGUAUAUGCGUCUGAAUCUAUAAUAUCGCUGUGGCAUUCGGAAUUCUCCUUGGCCUGUGAUAUAUUGCGGAAUUGUUAUGAAGCAUUUGCUUUGUAUGCCUUUGGACGAUACUUGGUUGCAUGCCUGGGGGGAGAACGGCAGGUUGUUGGCCUGCUUGAAAAAGAAAGAAUGGAAGAGCUAAGUGAACAGUUGCUUGAGAGUCAAGAGAAGGCAAAAAAUCGUAAUCAAAGUAGACUGUGCGACUUCUUUUGCGAUCCUAAUGCAAUGGGGGAGAGCUUAUACACAAUUAUAAAAUUCGGCCUUGUGCAAUAUAUGAUUCUGAAGACAUUCUGUGCUUUCUUGGCAUUUAUCUUGGAGCUUUUUGGAGCAUAUGGAGAUGGUGAAUUCAAGUGGAACUAUGGAUACCCUUACAUCGCUCUUGUCAUAAAUUUCAGCCAGACAUGGGCACUGUACUGUCUGGUGAAAUUUUACAAUGCAACGCAUGAAAGGCUGCAGGAAAUAAGGCCGCUAGCCAAGUUCAUAAGUUUCAAGGCCAUUGUAUUCGCCACUUGGUGGCAGGGAAUCGGAAUCACAAUCAUCUGCCAUACGGGGCUCCUGCCUAAGGAGGGCAAGGUGCAAAAUGGGAUUCAAGACUUUCUGAUUUGUAUCGAGAUGGCUAUCGCGGCCAUCACACAUGCUUUUGUCUUCGGGGUGGAGCCGUACCAGCACAUCCCGGUCCAUGACCGUGAGCACAGGGAGGUGGCCCAUGAGGAGAGCAAAAUGGAGUUGAGGGUCGAUGUCGAUGAUGGCAGCAAUGCCGUGCCAGCUAUCGUGGAGCAAAAAGAGACAAAUGUCAAGACUCCAGGAACAAGCAUCAGAGAGAGCGUUGAGGAUGUCGUUCUGGGUGGUGGCCACCAUGUCGUCAAGGAUGUGGCCCUGACCAUCUCACAGGCAAUGGAGCCUGUGGAGAAAGGCGUCGGGAAGAUCCAGGAAACCUUCCACCACGUCUCGCUGAAGCCGGAGGACAAGAAGAAACCCGACAUCGAGGUGGAGGAGCGUGUCACCGAGAAUGUAGUGGACAACGGCGAAGCUGUCGCGGUUGAUGCGGAGGUGAAGGUCGAAACAAGGGUGAAAGACAAGGGCGAUGGCAGCGGAUCUAUGGAGAGGUUGAAAUCAAAAGAAUAAAAGAUGAUAAUAAGAGGAGUGCAAGAGGAACUGGUCCUUGAGAACACGGUGCGCUUCUGCUUCCGCGAUUCGAAAAAGGAAACUGAGUAAAACGGUGGUGAUGCAUCUGUGCACCAUGAUACCAACUGUUAUCCUGAAAAUCAAGAACCAACUAGUGGCUGGAUGGUUAGGAGGACGGUUGUAUCCCGGGCUCACCAGGGAUCAAGCCUCGCGUCGAUAUUGUUGCCGAAAGCCCGAAACGGAUCGAGUGUUGAAGCCAUGAAGCUGUGUGGCUGGCUCAAGCCCCAUCUGGGAUGCUACGUGUCUUUGGUCUAUGCUUUCCCUGCACAAAUACAACAAGUUCCUUUGAUCAUAUAUUCUCUCAACUUUGUUUC
Messenger RNA from Triticum aestivum (bread wheat), 2162 nucleotides. Its product is annotated as protein LAZ1 homolog 2. The coding region runs from base 436 to 1788 and encodes 450 amino acids. NCBI's taxonomy places the organism in Eukaryota, Viridiplantae, Streptophyta, Magnoliopsida, Poales, Poaceae. The record is from RefSeq and is a predicted model, not a curated record. The transcript is spliced from 9 exons.